Molecule: messenger RNA, 1125 nt
Organism: Knipowitschia caucasica
Lineage: Eukaryota; Metazoa; Chordata; Actinopteri; Gobiiformes; Gobiidae
Source: the annotation of a GenBank genome assembly
AUGGAGCCCAGAAGCAUACUCAAGCGCAGCCAGUCUCUGAAAUCAGUGACAUGGGAAAAGCCGACAUGGACUGAUGGGAGCCUGCAGGACAAGAGGACAUCUGUGUCUCAACUUGUCGCCAAGUAUCAGGUGGGAUCCAGUCAGCAGGUCCAAACAACUACAGUAAUUGACAUUGAGGAAAAACCCAAAGAGGACUUGACCAUGUAUGAUUCAAGGGAAAAAGGGCCAAGACCAGAAGCUAGACCAGGGCUGGUUUUAAAGGAGAAGAGGAGGUCUAUCGCAGACUUCAGAGACAGCACAGAGAAAUUGAGUGUCUCUGUAAAGGCCAUAUCUGCCCUGUAUCUGUCAAAGGUUUCCCCACAAGAAACAAAGACUCUGGUGGCAUCAACAGAAUUGGGAAAGAGAACAAUAUCAACAAAGAUGGCUGAAAAUGAAGGCUACCCGCACAAAACCACUAUAGGAUCAAUGCAACAGCGACGGCGCAAAAAUGAGUUGAAAAGGCUCCUGAAGCACACUCAUCCAGAAAUUACAAUGUUGGACAAAGUUGUGGAUAAGGAGCUAGCAGCAGUGUUGAAGUCAGAGGAGGAGGAGGCAGCUGCGGAAACCGGAUAUGAGGGAGAAGUCUUCUCAAAAUGCUUGAUAUUUGAGAACUCCACCACAGGCGAGAAAGUGACGAUGAGAGGAAAGAAAGCAUGUAAAGAAACGGAGGAUGAGCGGAGGCAACGGUUGUCUGUUCAUAUGGAUGAGAUCAUGAGAGGCAAUAUUCCAGCCGCCAUGGAAAUCUAUGACAAUUUGAGAAAGCAGGAAGAGUUGGAGAACAUUCUCAUCCGAGUUGAAGAAAUUGAGAAGGACACCAGUGAGUUUCAGCCAGUGUCUCAGGAGAAGUGCUCUGCAUGCUUCAGCCCUGUUUACUCUAUGGAAAGAGUCGCCACAGACAAAUCUGUUUUUCACAAACGGUGUUUCUGCUGUAAACACUGCAAGAAGAAGUUAAGCAUGCUAAACUACGCCUCCCUGCAUGGAAAGCUGUACUGCACUUUUCACUACAAGCAGCUGCUCAGAACAAAGGGCGGUGAGGAGGAGAUGGAGCCGACACCGCAGCAUCAGGCCCCGGGGACGAACAACUGA